Molecule: messenger RNA, 936 nt
Organism: Aspergillus ibericus CBS 121593
Lineage: Eukaryota; Fungi; Ascomycota; Eurotiomycetes; Eurotiales; Aspergillaceae
Product: putative cAMP receptor-like protein
Exons: 7
Coding region: 1-936 (311 amino acids)
Biological process (GO): adenylate cyclase-activating G protein-coupled receptor signaling pathway
Cellular component (GO): plasma membrane
Molecular function (GO): G protein-coupled receptor activity
Source: RefSeq, a predicted model, not a curated record
AUGGAGCACAUUGCAUCCACCGGGCCUGAGAGGACAGAAGCCGAAGAGCUUGAGUCACGGGCAAUUCUUGUUGUUUCGGCAGCUUCUAUGCUGGGAUCAGGAUGGGUUAUUCUGAGCUUUCUGAUUGUGCCAACUUUGCGUACAUUCCGCCAUCAACUGAUACUCGGUCUCGGGAUUAGUGAGUUUGUCGCAGCAUUGAAUGUUGUCAUCUCGGCCAGCCUGAAUGUCUCGGGCUCCCACAUAGGGAGCAUAUCCCUUGAGCCAUUCUGCAGCUUUAAUGGGUUCAUGGCUCAAGCUUUUAUUGUCCAAACCGACUACUGGAUUCUCUCCAUUGCGGUUUGCACGUACCUGAUCCUGAUGGACUAUACUCGAGCUGCCUCAUGGGUGCAGAACCAUCGAAUCGCCUUCUGGUGCGUUCCAUGGAGUCUCUCACUCCUUUGGGCAGGGCUCGGUCUCACCAUCGUUGGGUACGAGAAUACCGGUGGCUGGUGCUGGUUCACCAGUGACCGUGUCCGACUCCUCACGAACUUUAUCCCACGAUGGAUGAUCAUCUUUAUUAUCCUAUGUAUUUACACUCGUCUGUGUCUCUUUCUCUAUCAGUCCCACAAAUCGAUCUCGAGCGAUCAUGAAGUUACUCUGGAGACUCUCCCCGCAGAUCUACACCAGUGGCAGCGUCUGGAGAUUGGGAAUAGGCCAACCCGGCCCCAUCGCUCGUCGCGCUCACUGAAAAAGGUGUCUUUUCGAAUGAUGAUAUACCCCACAGUAUAUGCAAUGAUCUGGAUCAUUCCAACUGCCGUUCGGAUCUACCAAGGAACGACAGGAAGGCGGGCUCCCCUGGCGCUGGAUAUUCUAGAAAAGAUUUGCAUCAUGUCCCAAGGAUUGGUCGACGCGCUUAUUUACGGUGAGGGUAACCGGAACCAUGCUGGCCAUCACUAA